UCUCUACCCCCAUCUAGAUUAUUGCGUUUAAAGGUGGGUCUUGUGGCUAGCAAGACGUCCCCCGGCCUUCUUCAUGGAGGAGGAAGACCAAGAGUGGCUAACCUCAAAAAUCAAAGGGUUUUCAUUUGGCGACGACGAACAGACCCCUUGGGAGGAGUUAGCCAAGUAUCAGGAGCACCCUCAGCAGACACCAUCCUCAGUCUUACCAAGUUCGACCGGAUUUGGUUCCCCUUCACCGCGUGAGCCGGAAAAGGUCACUUUUCAUGAGACCACACGGCGAUUUGGAGCCGUGCCCGAGAGGGUGAAGCGAGCUUCCAGGCUCUACACCAACACAUUGCAUAAGAAUGACCCCUCGGAUAGAAGUAUCAAUGACAUUUUGAUUGGGGCUCCGAAUUUUGCCCGUGACUUGGAGCAUAUCCCGGGAGAUAGUCGGGAGGUCAAGGCCGAGCUGAUCAAGGCCAAACGAGCCCUGGCCAAACUUGAGACCACGCGAUACAUUCCUUUGCAUCCUCGGGAGACCGUGUUAAACAUAUUCGUGGGGAAGCCGUUCUCGUUGGAGUUGUACAAGACCUUUCGGGACAAGCAGGACUUGAUUGACGAGGCCCAGAAGUUGCAAUGCCCUGACACGCUUCUCACGGUUACCCUCCAUGCCAAGAGUACAUUGAGCGCUCAAAAGUUUAGCGAGUUACUUUCAUCACGCAGAGCAGCCACCAACGUUCUCGUGUGCUAUCUCCAGGAGCGUCAGUUGCUCAAUGACCUUACGGACCUGCUCACCGCCCUUGGAAGACACGAAGAGGCAGCCUUCUACAACUACACGCACGUAUGCAGCAAGAUCUCGGAUUUGGGAUCGAAAACAAAGCGCCUCAAAUCCUUGUUGACGAGUCAUUUCAAUGGUCAUCCAGACGCAGAUCUGCUCAUCGGUCAGAUCAAUCUCUUGGAACGGAUUGCGCCCAUCAUAGAAUCUGAUCGAAGGAACGUUCUGAUCAGCGAGGACAGUGUGUACCCUUCGGUGACUUGUCACGGAGAGAGUGUCUUGAAAACAUUAGCUUACUUGUGCUAUCACCACUGGGAUUCUCCUGAAAAUCUUUUGCAAUCGCCCAAAGCUCUAAAGAAGAUCCAUAAAAUCCCCGAGGAGCAAUUCAUUUGGGUAGCUCUGCGAUCACGGGCUUUGAAACAGGCCUGGAAAGAUUGUGAGGGCAUUGUAAUCACCAAAGGUUGGUUAGGCGGCAAGAAAACGAAGGCUUCGGUUAGUCCCCGUGGCGUAGUUCAGACCUUGCACGAGUGUCAAGCCCCGCCUGAGAUCCUCCACAUUUUCCUUCAACUCAUAGACGAUCUCGAAGAUCGCCUGAACUACGCUCGACGUUGCAAGGUACCCAAUACUGUGAUUGAGUGUCUGGUUCAAUCUCGAGACCGACAAGAAUUGGAGACCUUCAAGGCGAAAUUGACGCCCCAUAGUCCAGAGUGGUUCUAUGCUGAGCAUGCCCUGACCACUUCCAAUACUAAGUGGAAGAACUAA
Messenger RNA from Tigriopus californicus, 1516 nucleotides. It is a transcript of the gene Vps16B, whose product is annotated as spermatogenesis-defective protein 39 homolog. Bases 74 to 1516 code for a protein of 480 amino acids. Lineage: Eukaryota; Metazoa; Arthropoda; Copepoda; Harpacticoida; Harpacticidae. The record is from RefSeq and is a predicted model, not a curated record. Gene Ontology annotation, biological process: vacuolar transport; intracellular protein transport. Gene Ontology annotation, cellular component: cytoplasm. The transcript has 4 exons.